This is a messenger RNA of Trichobilharzia regenti, 453 nucleotides long. The record is from the annotation of a GenBank genome assembly. NCBI's taxonomy places the organism in Eukaryota, Metazoa, Platyhelminthes, Trematoda, Strigeidida, Schistosomatidae.
AUGUCAUUGAAUUAUCUCAGAAAAAUGAUUUCUAUGCUUACCAUACUACUGCUAAUUUUCACUUCAAUGCCAAGAGUUUACAUUCAUUGUAAAAAAUAUUUAUUUUAUGAUGUAUUCUAUGGAGAAGGUUUCAAUUUGAGACGUGAUGUUUAUAUACGUGUUGCUAAUACUUUACGUCUGCUGAGACAUCCAAAUCAAAUACCUGAAUAUGCCUUACAUAAUAUGAAUAUAAAAAAUUUAACUGGUGAUGAUUGGAUACUUGUUUUACCGCCAUGGGGUCCAUUACCUCAUUGGUUCAAUGAUAGACUCUAUGAUAAAUAUCCUAAUUAUAAUGCCUUUAAUUGGUCUGCAAUUCAAUGGUCAAAGUUUUUUGAUUUAAAAAGUCUUUCAAUGUUUAUACCAGUUAUGGAUUUAAUUGAAUUUCAACAGAAUAGUAAUAAUAAUAACAACUGA